CUCAGAAGUAUGUGCCUAGGGCUGCGCUGGUGGACUUGGAACCCGGCACUAUGGACAGUGUGAGGUCUGGGCCUUUUGGGCAGCUCUUCCGGCCUGACAACUUCAUCUUCGGACAGACGGGCGCCGGGAACAACUGGGCCAAGGGCCACUACACUGAGGGCGCCGAGCUGGUGGACUCAGUGCUGGAUGUGAUUCGCAAGGAGUGUGAACACUGCGACUGCCUGCAGGGCUUCCAGCUCACCCACUCGUUGGGCGGCGGCACAGGAUCAGGCAUGGGCACCCUGCUCAUCAGCAAGAUCCGGGAGGAGUACCCGGACCGCAUCAUGAACACCUUCAGCGUCAUGCCGUCGCCCAAGGUCUCAGACACCGUGGUGGAACCUUACAAUGCCACAUUGUCGGUACACCAGCAGACCUACUGCAUCGACAACGAGGCCCUCUACGACAUCUGCUUCCGCACUCUCAAGCUGACCACACCCACGUACGGGGACCUCAACCAUCUGGUGUCUGCCACCAUGAGCGGUGUCACCACAUCCCUGCGUUUUCCCGGCCAGCUCAACGCUGACCUGCGCAAGCUGGCUGUGAACAUGGUGCCCUUCCCACGCCUGCACUUCUUCAUGCCCGGCUUCGCCCCACUCACAGCCCGGGGCAGUCAGCAGUACCGUGCCCUGACAGUGCCCGAGCUCACACAGCAGAUGUUCGAUGCCAAGAACAUGAUGGCUGCCUGCGACCCACGCCACGGCCGCUACCUGACCGUUGCCACCGUCUUUAGGGGCCCCAUGUCCAUGAAGGAGGUGGACGAGCAGAUGCUGGCCAUCCAGAACAAGAAUAGCAGCUACUUUGUGGAGUGGAUCCCCAACAACGUUAAAGUGGCCGUGUGUGACAUCCCACCCCGGGGCCUGAAGAUGGCUUCCACCUUCAUUGGCAAUAGCACUGCCAUCCAGGAGCUAUUCAAGCGCAUCUCCGAGCAGUUCUCGGCCAUGUUUCGCCGCAAGGCCUUUCUGCACUGGUUCACCGGCGAGGGCAUGGACGAGAUGGAGUUCACCGAGGCUGAGAGUAACAUGAACGACUUGGUGUCUGAGUACCAGCAGUAUCAGGACGCCACGGUCAACGACGGGGAAGAAGCUUUUGAAGAUGAGGAUGAAGAAGAGAUCAAUGAAUAGGGGGCCUUUAAGAUGCUAUGGUGCACACCU
This is a messenger RNA of Cricetulus griseus (Chinese hamster), 1190 nucleotides long. RefSeq names its product tubulin beta 6 class V (gene Tubb6). Gene Ontology annotation, biological process: microtubule cytoskeleton organization; mitotic cell cycle. Gene Ontology annotation, molecular function: GTP binding; GTPase activity; structural constituent of cytoskeleton. Gene Ontology annotation, cellular component: cytoplasm; microtubule. The record is from RefSeq and is marked provisional. Lineage: Eukaryota; Metazoa; Chordata; Mammalia; Rodentia; Cricetidae.